Gryllus bimaculatus (two-spotted cricket) is the source of this 4004-nucleotide messenger RNA. NCBI's taxonomy places the organism in Eukaryota, Metazoa, Arthropoda, Insecta, Orthoptera, Gryllidae. The record is from the annotation of a GenBank genome assembly.
GGGUAGUAACCUCCGUCGCUGUGGUCUGCCCGGGCCCGCCCUGCCGGCGGCUGGCUGGCUAGUAUGUCGCACGCGGCGCGGAGCGGCCCGGGUCACAAGCGUGUGAGUGGGUUUGGAGUGUCCGUUAUUUUGCAUUUUGCAUCGAUUCACCAAAUGAAGUAGACGUCCCCGAAGCACGAAAUUUAAUAAUCGAGAAGCGCGCACCGCCGCUGACGUUCGAAAAUGUCGGGAGACGUGCAACCGAGAAAACGCAAAGAGAAAAGGAAGAAGAAAGAGGAAGUGGUUGAAGAAUUCACCAACAAUUUCUCCUCAGAAGAAAAUAUCCAUGUACACAAGGAUGCAGGCACUGGUGGAAAUAUUUGCGCCAAGAUAGUAUUUUUCUUCUUGCUUGGUGUAUUACUUGUUUUGGUUGGACUUAUCAUUACUGAAUACAGAGGCUCCACAGAUUUGGAUAAUCCUAUUUUAGAAUCUCGUUGGGCGCCAAUAUUUGAUGGUUGGGUGGACGAUUCUACUGCAAAGCAUGACGAUCAUGGGGAACAUGAACAAGUAAGCGGGGAAGAGCAUGGAGAAGGUGAGGAUGAUGGUGAUGAUGAUAAUAAUGAUGUGAGUGGUGUGGACUUAGAAGACAAUCAGAGUGGUCCCAAAUCAGCAGAGAAUGAUGAUGAUGAAGAAGAAGAAGAAGAUGACAAUGAAGGUGGAAAUGGUGAUGAUGAGGAUGAGGAUGAGGAUGAGAACAAUGGUGACUCAGAAAAUGCCCAGGAUAAUACUUUGCAAGAAAGUGGUGAAAAUGAAAAUGAUAGUCAAAAUGAAGAUGCUGAUGGUGAUGAUGACGAUGAUGAUGAGGGCGAUGAUGAGCCAGAGCCUUUAGGAGAUAUAUUGUAUGUGUUUACAGUGGCACUUAAAUUUGGUGUGGGGGUGGCGCUUGUGAUUGUCGCUCACAUGGUUCUGGUUAGGAAGUGGAACACUGGAGCUGAGGAGGAAGCAAAGUUUGCUAGUAGUGAUGCACCAGAAGAACAUAUUUUAAGGAGACAAACUUUAAUUCCAGAGGAAUUGGCUGGAGAACCAGAAGUUGAGGAUGAAGACAUAUCAAGGAACAGAGAGGAAGACGAGGAUGAAGCUGAAAGAGAGACUGAUGAAAUGGUGGAAAGGAAUGUUGAAAACAAAUCUCACUCUGACUAUACAAUGACAGAAAGAAGUGGAGAUCACAGAAGUGAAGAAGAAGAAGAGGAGGUGGAAGAAGAGGAAGAGGGGGAUGAGGAAGAAGAAGAGGAAAUAGAGGAGGAGGAGGAGGAAGAAGAAGAAGAAAAAAAUGUAGGUGAAGAAGAUGAAGUGGAAGAAGAUGAAGAUGAUACUUUUGAUAGAAUAAUGAAGAAAUAUAGCCACUUGUUGCCAAAAGAUGCCUCUCCAAGAGAGGCAGAAGAAGUAGAGUCGACUGAUGAAAAUGAAGUUGUAGAAGAGAAGAAAAAUAACUCUCAUUCUCCAAGAGAAGAAAGAUCAGACUUGAAAGUAGAAUAUUCCACUGAAGACAAAGUUCAAGGAUACCAAAAAUUGCAAAAGGAGGAGGAAGAAGAAGAAGAAGAAGAGGAGGAGGAAGAGGAAGAAGAUGAAGGGGGAAGAGAAGAAGAAAAUAGCACUGAGGAAGAUUCAACUUCAGGAAUUCACCCCCAGACUUCCCUCAAAACAAGUUCUCGAGCUUCCCCAGGUAAUGACGAAAGUGAGGAAGAAGAAGCAAAACCAUCUCAAAGCCCUGCACGUGGAACAGUCAGUAAAGGGCCUUCUCAAGGGGGAGGGAAAAGUCGGGUUGAAGAUGACUGGGUACUACAAAAUGAUUUAAACAAUGCAGAAGCUGAUCUGGACGAGAAUCCGGAAGCAGCCCUUAAGAAAUUCACAUCUCUUGUGAUGAAAUUCCCUGAUUCAUUGCCUGCUCGCUAUGGAAGGGCAAAAGCACUGGACAGUAUUGCAGAGUUGAAACGUAGCAACCCAAUCUUGGAUCUGGCCAUAGAAGAAUAUCAGCAAAUCCUGAAUUUGGGUCAAAUAGUGCCUGAUGAUUUAUUUCUUCAAGUUGCUGACCGUUGCAUAAACAGGAUGAGAUUUAAAGGACAGCACCUGAAAGCUGUACCAGUUCAUAAGUCUUUAAUGGCACGCUUUCCUGAUGUACCCACUCAUUCAAAUCAAUUGGCAGUGACUUAUCUCAUUAUAAACAGAGUGAAUGAAGCAAAACAAUUGCUACAAGAAACAUUAAAGAAGUGGCCUAAUGAUGGAUUUGCACAAGUUCAUUAUGGCUUUAUUCUAAAAACUGCUGAAAAUGAUAUGGCAGGUGCAGUACAAUAUCUGGAAAAAGGCAUUCGCAGCAGGGAAAUGGGAACUAUUGAUGGAAGAUUUUUCUUUCAAUUGGGAGACGCACUCAUGAGACUAGGGCGUAAGGAGGAAGCUAUGAAGGUCCAUGAGUUAGGAGUGAAAGAAGGAUUAUUUUUGUCAAAAUACCAACGUUCCUUGUACAAUGUGGACAGACUUCAUGGUCAGCCAUGGUGGACUCUUGAAGAGACCACUUAUGCCUCGAAUUUCAAGAUGUUGUUGAACAAUUGGAAAACUAUUCAGAAAGAAGGGCUGAAUGCUUUGUAUAAUACUAGCUUGACAUUGUAUAAGGAUGAAUCUGAAAAUCUUAAGGAUUUCGGCCAGUGGAAACAAUUAGAACUUUUUGCUCGGGGUCGUAAGAUAGUUGCAAACUGCAAUGUUGCUCCAGUGACAUGUGGGCUCAUUGAAAAGUUUCCGGCAGCUCGAUACUGCAAGAGGGGUCAAGUGAAGUUCAGUGUGAUGCAUCCAGGCACACAUGUUUGGCCCCACUGCGGUCCCACCAAUUGUCGUUUACGUGCUCAUCUUGGACUUGUGGUUCCCCAGAAUACUUUUAUUCGUGUUGCUGAAGAAACUAGGAGCUGGGAGGAAGGAAGGUUUAUUGUCUUCGACGACAGCUAUGAACAUGAAGUAUGGCACAAUGGUUCAACAACCAGACUGGUUCUCAUUGUUGAUGUUUGGCACCCUGGACUAACAGAGGAAGAGAAAAGUACCUUAACUGCUAUUUGAUUAUAGUAAUUUUAUUUUUGGUGAAUAGAAAUUUGUGCGUCACUCUUUCAGUACAUAACUUACUCAAGUCUGAUCAAUAGUUGAUUUUAGCAAUGAAUUUUUUUCUUAAUCCAAGAUAUUUAUUACUUUGAAAUAUUAUAGGGAAGUGCUUUGUUAAGAAUCUCACUUUUUAUACUUGAUGCACAUACUUGCACAUUUCUUAAAUUUAUAUUUUGUAUACGUAACACUGUUUUGUUCUUAUUUAUGUAAUGUGGUACUAUGUAUUUAUUGUUGGUAACAAAUGUGCCUAGAAAAGUUGGCCUUAAGAUAAUGCUCAAAGUUUAGUUUCUAUGCUCCAUUUAUUUAGAAUUUAUGUAGAUGGUGCAUUUAAACUACAAUUAAAAGGCAAUAAGACAGUUGUUUCAACUAUAAUUAAUGCACAUUGUAUAGAAAGUUCUUUUGAAUUUUUAAAAUGUAAUGGAGAAGCAGAACAAGUAUUUAUUGAAUGUGUGAAUAUGAGUAUGCAAGUGCUUUUUUUCUUUUUUAUUCUGAAUGUUCUAUGUUUGUGCUGAAAAACUGAGAUAAAAUCAGUUGUGUCAGAGUGCCUUUUGUUAUACAUUUAAAUAAUGUUGAGAAAUAAGCAUAAUUUUUAUGAAAGUGAUAUUUAUGAAGCUGAGAUGUAUUGUCGCUCAUUCUGCAGAAGCUUGGCUCUAUUUCACAUUCAAAGGAGAGGUAAUUCCAGAAAGACUUAUUUAAAUUGUAGCAGUUGAUGGACUUUAAAACACAGUCAAGCUUCUGUUGUGCUUUAUCCUGUUUCAAAUUGUUCUGAACAAAUGACAUUUUGUAAAAUUGUCAUUUUCAGAGUACUCAAAAAGUAAAUAAAUCAAUCUCUAUUAAAAUCUGAAUGUGUACGUUUACUAAUCAAAUGUUUAUGAAUUGGUUGA